AUGACUAAGUCUUCAGCUAAAAUGCAAAAUCCUUACACUCCAUCAACUCCAGAGAACGAAAACUCUCAGAUUCGUAAAUCAACUGAAUAUACACGGACCAUAACUUACCCAGAAUUCUCUUCCCCAUCAGAUAACCCAAGGAUGGAAUUCAGAAGAGACUCAACUCUAAGCUUAAUCACUGAGCCAUCACCUAAAAAAACAUUGAAAAGUUUAAAUGUAAAUAAGCACUUCAUGGAACUUGUAGCAAAAACAAGCCUCCGAAUGAAAAGGAGAUUUAAAUCGAUCGAUAACACUGAAGAAGAAGUCAAAGAAGAAAAAAGCAGGAUUUCUCAGCUGGUUAUAAAUUAUUUUGACAAAGAGCAAUAUUUAAAAGGACGAGGGCACGAACGCAAAAGAAGCGUUCUUUCAGGAUCAACAAGUUUUUAUUCUAUGCAACAGUCACAGAUUAAUAACUCAAGGCUGCAGCCUCAAAAUGUUGUUGAAAACAAAUCAGUUACAUUGACAACUGAAACUUUACCUACUCCAAAAACUAACAAGAGGAAAUCUAAUAUCAUAGAAAAAUUAAAAAAAAUGAAAACCACACAAGAUUUAAGUAAAUUUAAAAUCAAAACUCGUAUAAUGAAAACAAGACAGCCGCAUCCUCUUUUAAAACAGGGUAGUGUCGGUAUUAGCCAUCGAUAUUCAAGGACUUGUGGAAUCCAUAUUAAUUUAAUGAACAAAUAA
Blepharisma stoltei is the source of this 723-nucleotide messenger RNA. NCBI's taxonomy places the organism in Eukaryota, Ciliophora, Heterotrichea, Heterotrichida, Blepharismidae. The record is from the annotation of a GenBank genome assembly.